Chiloscyllium plagiosum (whitespotted bambooshark) is the source of this 4018-nucleotide messenger RNA. It is a transcript of the gene myripb, whose product is annotated as myosin VIIA and Rab interacting protein b. Lineage: Eukaryota; Metazoa; Chordata; Chondrichthyes; Orectolobiformes; Hemiscylliidae. Gene Ontology annotation, biological process: intracellular protein transport. The record is from RefSeq and is a predicted model, not a curated record. Gene Ontology annotation, molecular function: small GTPase binding; myosin binding; actin binding. Gene Ontology annotation, cellular component: cortical actin cytoskeleton.
UCUAGGUGUUGAUGGACAGCUUGAGGAUGCGGGCUGGAGCACAUCUGGAAGUGGUAGGCUCGGCCAGGGGUUGGUACCUGUGACUGUGCACGGAAUGCCAUCCUUGGUGCCUGGGCAGUUAGAUGCCGCCUGUCUGUGUGAGGAGCGAUGCAGGUUCUCUAGCUGCAGGGACAGGCUGACUGACUGAGCUCAUUCCCUGUGCCUUUCUCCCCAGUCUUUGCACUGGAGACAGACUGAGACAGAAAUCACUGCACGUUUGAGAUCCUGGGAAUUUCGUGCCUGGCAACAAAUCGGCUUCGAAGUCCAUCGUCCUGGGAAACUGUCACCUUCUGUUUGCAACACCUGGAGAGGUAUUCUUUCUGGUGAUUGAAGCACAUCUUGGAACAAGGUAUUAAGCAUGGGAAAAAACCUUGACUUGUCUGGAUUGACAGAUGAUGAAGCUGAACAUGUGCUACAGGUUGUCCAGCGGGAUUUUGAUCUCCGGAAGAAGGAACAAGAACGACUGAGUGAACUGAAGCAGAAACUGAACGAGGAAGGCAAUAAACGCACAAUCCUUUCCAAGCAGGAGAAGUUCAAUGAGAACUGCUGCAUCCGCUGCUGUAGCCCUUUUACCUUCCUCAUUAACACCAAACGUCCUUGUGUCGACUGCAAGUUCAAUAUCUGCAAGAACUGUGGUGCAUACAGCAAGAAGGAGAAAGCCUGGAUCUGUACCGUGUGUCACCAGGCCCGGCUCCUGAGGACCCAGUCUUUGGAAUGGUACUACAAUAAUGUCAAGGGCAGAUUCAAACAUUUCGGCAGUGCUAAGGUGGUUCACACACUGUACAAGAAACGCCUUUCCAGGAGGAGAAGCUCAUCAAACAUACUAGAUCUGAACGUUGUGUUCUGUGCAGAAGGCAAUAUUCUUGCAGACAGCCAAGAGAACGAAGAGAGUCUCUGUGGAAAUGACUCCACAUCCAACACACAGAUUGAAGGUCACACCAUCACUGAAACCCUAGCUACAGCCUUGCGGGUGGCUGAGGAAGCAGUCGAAGAGGCAAUCACCAAAGCAGAGUCCUUCAGUGACAGUCUGGAGAAACAGAACGAGAGCCAUUAUUUGCAAGAGCACAAGGAGGAACUGAUCGAAGAACUUGCUACAACUAUAAUGCAAAAGGUGAUAAAGAGGAAGAAAUCUGGGAAUGGACUGACUGAUUCUGAGUCUGAACAGCCACAUUCACAGAACAGAGCCUCUAUCUAUCCUCUUUCUGUGAAAGAAAAUGCUCCGGAGAACCGCAGUAGGAUGUCCAACCUGUGGAGAUCCCACUCUGAAUUCUCUCUGACCAGCGAGGAAAAUCUAAGUAAAGACCUAACUGAAACUAACCCUAAAUCCUCUGUCUCCGGAGUGAUGGGGAAGCUUGGACAAUUCCAGCCCUCCGAAAAUCUGGACUUAAGAUCCUAUUCACUGCCAAGUUGGAAAAGCAUGGAUUUGCUGGAUAAUGCAGGUUCCUCAGCUAUGGCCAUGUUGCACAGCCCUGAUGGCAACUGGAUGGCAAUGCAGAGCACACCAGCCAUCCGCCCUCGCUUGCUAGCCAAGCCAAAGAGCAGAGUGUUCAUUGCCCUGGAGAAUGAGGCAGACGUUGUGUCCGCCUAUGACGAGAUGGGGAUGGACGAUGACAAUGAUGAUGAUAUUGGCUGGAGCCCAGCUCUCGGUGAAUUGAGGCAGCGUUCUGGGAAACUGUCAGAUGAGACCUACUUCACCGACUCACAGCAUGACAACGACUGGCUGGGCGCCAAUGGAAAGCGCCAUUCAGUCACCUCACCGUCCUCCGGCCGAUACACCAACACGGAAACCAUGUACUCGGACUCGGAAACCUCCUCCGCCGGCUCAGUGCAGGUAUCGAUACGCAGCUCAGAUGACCGGGUCACGGCAGCUGAAAGAAAGUCAAGCCAUGACGGAGCCAUGCCAGCUGGCGCUUACUGUGCCGGGCAACUCGACAUAAACUACAACACGCAGGUGCGAGGAUUUGGGAACAUUGAGAGCAGCGAGGGCGAAGAUAUUCCUGAGGAGUCUGAGAGGAAGCACAGACGGAGAAAACGGAGCAAAUGCUCACCUCAGGAGCAGCUGCACGAAACAGCAAGCCCUUUGAAAAUUCAGCAAUCACUUUCUAAAAACACAUGCCAGGAGCUGAGCAGAUGUAUGUUCGUGAUGGAGCAGAGCCUUUCGAGGCUGGAGAGGAGAAUUAGUUUGGGGACCUGGAGCAGAGAGGAAUCGCCUAUUUCUGCAGAAAAGGUCCAAAAUGCAGACAGGAAAUCCAAUCUGGAUCCAGAUAGUGGAGUCACAUUUUCCAGAACUCAUGCAGAUUUAAUGGAGGAGAAACUAAGAACCAAGUUGGUUCGGCUUGCAACCAAACUAAGUGACAAGGAGUCAUCAUCUGGAGAUGAGCUGGAUCCAGAUACAACUGAGGGAGCUCAGGAGACCUCCUCGUGUGAUGAAGAUCACAAGCACAUUCAAGAUGAACUCAUGAGAAAGUAUUCUGCCAUCUCUCUCUGCAACAUCACAACAGAAGCGCUGAAAGUCAUCAAUGCCACAGAGGAUCUGAUUGGAGAGGCCACAGGGAAAAGUGAUUCCCGGUCGGAAUCGAGUGGAGGAAGAAUUCCGACAGGGAAGGACGCAGUAAAACUUGAAGAACAGCUCUCUAAACUGGAGGAAAAUGUUUACAUAACGGCGGGCACAGUGUACAGUCUGGAGGGACAACUGAACGACCUGGAGGAUUGUGCAAGGAGCAUCCACAGUGUAACCACAGAGACAGAACUUGCUGAUCUAGAGGACCAAGUGGCAACUGCAGCUGCUCAGGUUCACCAGGCUGAGCUCCAGGUUUCAGAUAUUGAACGCAGAAUUUCGGCUCUGAACGUGGCAGGAUUGAAUGUGGUUCCCUGUGAACGGCUUCUAAAGAAACGUAACCAGCCAGAAAUGAAGGCAGAGACCAUUGAUUCGUCCAGGCAACAGAGGAGAAAACUACCUGCCCCACCAAAGCAAGGAGAGACAGUUGACAGCACUCCAGGUACGUCCAUCAGGACCUACAGCAGGAAUAGCUUGUUCCAAGAUUCAACAUCACGGCACAAUUGAAAGGAAGACACAAGCAUUGUUGAUCCUUCUGCAAAGUCUUAACCGUACUGAGAACUGGACACCCACUCUGAAGUCAACUCACUGCCUAUGGCUGUCCACUAGAGUGCCUUGAUACAACAGCCAUGGAAACUCUAAUCCUGCCACCACUCUCAAUCCCAUAUGGAGCGGACUCUCACCGGAUACCUCCCUGAGUUCACCCUGUGACACUUCAGGAUUGUACCUUUACUGUGGUAAAAAGAAUUCGUUUUGCCUUAAUUUCAGAGACAUUUUGGAAAUGGUGACUGAUCUCUCUGUACCAUUGGCCCACGCCAUUUGAAAAGCACUUUGAUGUGUUUGCUGUACAAAACUCGUGAUUGUCAUGUCCGUGAUUGUCUUUAACUGGUAGCACACAAUUGAUGUAAUUGGAAGCAAGGUUAUUCGUAAGUGAUUUGCCAAGUGUAUUAUCUUAAUCAACUGAAAAAGUUGUUGCCAAAAACAACGUGGAGGUGUACAGUACCUCUGACAUGUUGGUGGUUACUGUCACUUCAUUAGGGAUUAAUCCCUAGAGCAAUGACAUUAUUGAAUCUUUUUUAAAUGUUAUUUUAAUGUGCACAUUUAUUUUCAUACAAUUUUGAUCUCAUAUUGUAAACUGAAUUUACUUUUACAUUGAGUUCAAAGAACUUUCAACUGGAUUUUGUGGAACGAAUAUUGCCAAUGGAUGUAUUUUUGUUGCUUUUUAAAAGCAAGUACUUUGUGAAAAGUUAUCGGAGAAUCGAGCACUUCUCUCAGCUCUCAGAGCAAAGACACUAAAGUGUGAAAAUGAAAAACAAAAUCACAAUGUCAGAACUUUAUCCAAAAAGAAUGAUUGGCUUGAGAGGACAGGCACUGAGCGGCAAUGGUUCAAAUCCCAAAUAAAACACAGGCAUUACAACUCAA